Messenger RNA from Rattus rattus (black rat), 3391 nucleotides. RefSeq names its product ribonuclease L (gene Rnasel). Gene Ontology annotation, molecular function: protein binding; RNA binding; ATP binding. The transcript is spliced from 7 exons. Gene Ontology annotation, biological process: mRNA processing; protein phosphorylation; defense response to virus. Bases 968 to 3151 code for a protein of 727 amino acids. The record is from RefSeq and is a predicted model, not a curated record. Lineage: Eukaryota; Metazoa; Chordata; Mammalia; Rodentia; Muridae.
GGCUGGGUGGGGGUGGCCGGGAGGAUUGGGGAGCUGGGACUGAUAGCCACUGGGCAGCAGCCCCAUGCUUGCCUGCUUGAAAGCCUUUCCUCCUAAGGUGCCUUGAGGGCUCCUACACUGUUUCUUUGCAUCCUCUGUUUCUGGGGCAGCUCUGCUAAGAGGAAGGAGAAAACGAAAGUGAAAGUAGGCUCGUUUGCUGCGGGGCUCCAUUCUGACUGGGCUUCUCCUCCCAGCAUGCCCUGAUUUUCUUCCCUCCUCUGCUCCUUACCAUACACCAACCCACUUCACAGCCUGUGGCAGUUAGGACCCAUUACGAAAACGCUUCGGUGCUUGGUAUUCAGAAUAUACCGCAGAUGCAGAUCUCAAAGGAGGGGGUUUUGUACAUUUUGUAGCAGACACAGAUAAUUAGAUGUUCAGGCUGAUGAAUGAACAGGUAAACCUCGGGCUGAGGGAGGGCCCUGGGCUAAAUGACCCUCCUGGUAGGGUACAUGGAUGAGUGAGUGUGGGGGGAGUAUUUGCUACACUCCCCAGGACACCGUCUGCAAUGGUCCUGUUUAUUGUUGUCUUCUGUUGAGGAAACAAAAUUGUGAGUCCGUGGUUUAAGAAUGUGCAACCAGGAAGUGGCAGUCAAAAGUUGCAGACCCAGAAACUCAAAGCUGAGUUCUACUUUUCACAUUUUUUUCAACCGCCACUGCUUCAAUUAAAACAGGCAGGGGUCCGGAGAGGAGGAGCAGUGAGUGUGGAGUGACCAGUCUCACCUAGGACAAAGAAAGCCAGAUGGACAAAGUCAAACAAAUCCACUUGUCUUCCUAAAGGAGCUUGCACUCCCCACUAGCCCCAGAAGCUGCCAGUUACUCGAUGAGCUGUCAGAAGACAGAAUAUAUCAGCCCAAUUCCUACCGCAAGACUCUCUUCGUGUCCCCAAGAAACGCACGUGUUCAUUGCUCGAGGAAAAGGCAUUGACUAUCAUGGAGACCAUGGAUCAUAGCACACCUCAGUGUGGAUCCGCAUCAGCAGAUGAUCUUUUGUUGAUAGAAGCUGUUAACGAGGGAGAUGUUGACAGGGUCCAGCAAUUGUUAGAACAAGGGGCUGAUGCCAAUGUCUGUGAAGAAUCUGGGGGCUGGACACCUUUGCACAACGCGGUGCAGUCUGGCAGGGUAGAUAUUGUGAAUCUCCUGCUUCGUUAUGGUGCUGACCCUCAUCGGAGGAAGAAGAAUGGGGCCACCCCCUUCAUCAUUGCUGGGAUCUGUGGAGAUGUGAGUCUGCUCCAGAUUUUCCUCUCUCGAGGUGCAAACAUCGAUGAGCGUGACAUGCACGGAUUCACGGCUUUCAUGGAAGCUGCUGAGUAUGGUAACGUUGAAGCCCUAAAAUUCCUUUUUGCUAAAGGGGCCGAUGUGAAUUUGAGACGGGAGACAACGGAGGACAAAACGCGACUGAAGCAAGGAGGGGCCACGGCUCUCAUGAGCGCUGCAGAGAAAGGCCACCCGGAAGUCGUGAGAAUUCUCCUCGAUGAAAUGAAGGCAGAAGCCGAUGCUCGGGACAAUAUGGGCAGAAAUGCCUUGAUCCGUUCUCUGCUGAAACUCGAUUGUGAAAAUCAUGUGGAGGAGAUCACUUCAGUUCUGAUUCAAUAUGGUGCUGAUAUUAAUGUGAGAGGGGAGGGAGGGAAGACGCCUCUGAUCUCAGCAGUGGAGAGGAAGCACACAGGUUUGGUGCAGAUGCUCCUGAGUCAGAAGGGCAUAAAGGUGAAUGACAGAGAUAGCGAGGACAAGACGGCGCUGCGAAUUGCUGUUGAACUCAAACUGAGGGAAAUCGUCCAGCUGCUUCUUGAAAAGGGAGCCGAUACCAAGUGUGGCAAUCUUGUUUGGAUAGCCAAGAGUAAGUAUGACCAUGGUCUAGAAAAACUUCUUCGCUCAUAUGAAGCUAAUCACGACACCAACCCUCCUGCUAAAGACUGGUUGCCUCACAGUGCAUGCUGGGGGGAGGCCUUGAAAAGACUCCACAGUAUGUCUCGACCCAUGAUUGGCAAACUCAAGAUCUUCAUGAAUGAUUACUAUAAAAUUGCCAGCACUUCUGAAGGGGGCAUCUACCUAGGGAUCUAUGACAAUCGAGAGGUGGCUGUGAAGGUCUUCUGUGAGAAUAGCUCACGUGGACGUAAGGAAGUCUCUUGUCUGCGGGACUGUGGAGACCACAGUAACUUACUGACUUUCUAUGGAAGCGAGGAGCACAGGGGCAUUUGGUAUGUGUGUGUGUCCCUGUGUGAGUGGACAUUGGAAGAGUUCCCGAAUGUGCCCAGAGAGGAACCUAUGGAGAAAGGGGAAGACAAGUUUGCCCUCAGUGUCCUAUUGUCUAUAUUUAAGGGUGUUCAAAAACUACACAUGCAUGGAUAUUCCCAUCAGAACCUGCAACCGCCAAACAUCCUAAUAGAUUCCGAGAAAGCUGUCCGGCUGGCAGAUUUUGAUGAGAGCAUCCGGUGGACGGAAGAGUCACAGACGGUCCAGAGAGACUUGGAGGACCUUGGACGGCUGGUUCUCUAUGUGGUAAACAAAGGUGAGAUCCCCUUUGAGACACUGAAGGGUCAGAAUGAUGAAGAAUUGCUUACGAUCGCUCCAAAUGAGGAGACUAAGGACCUCGUUCAUUGCCUGUUUUCUCCUGGAGAAAAUGUAAAGAACCGUCUGAUGGACCUGCUUGGCCAUCCUUUCUUUUGGACUUGGGAGAGCCGCUAUAGAAUGCUUCGGGAUGUGGGAAAUGAAUCUGACAUCAAAGUACGAAAUAAUAAAAGUAAACUUCUCAAGCUACUGCAGCCUCAGACACACGAGCCUUCCAGAAGCUUUGAUCAGUGGACGUCUAAGAUCAACAAACGUGUCAUGUCUGACAUGAAUGGUUUCUAUAAACACCGAAAGGGUUAUCGGGAUACUGUAGGUGAUCUGCUGAAGUUUAUUCGGAAUAUAGGAGAACACAUCAAUGAGGAAAAAAACAGGCAAAUGAAGGAGAUACUUGGAGACCCUUCUCGUUAUUUUCAGGAGACAUUUCCAGAUCUUGUAAUCUAUAUCUACAAGAAACUAAAGGAAACGGAAUUCAGAAAACACUUUCCUCAGCCUCCACCAAGCCUCAGUGUGCCAGAGGCAGCGGGACCAGGGGGUGUACAGGGCUGAGUCUUGAAAGUUCAUGGGACCAUUUCUUCCAGUCAGUAUAGUUCUUGGCAAGUUGCACAUUUCUGGUCUCUUAAGCAGCCUGGUUGCUGUGAGCACUUAGAUAGCCAGUGUGUCGGUUUCUGAUGCAGUAAGUUCUACACAUUUCCAUGAUCACAAAAGCAGUGUACUACAAAGCUAUACUGCCCCAUUUUAGUGGAUGGAAUGGGGAGCGCCUUCUGUUAAGAUUUCGUUUAAAAAAAA